This is a messenger RNA of Dermatophagoides farinae (American house dust mite), 1308 nucleotides long. Its product is annotated as sorbitol dehydrogenase. The record is from RefSeq and is a predicted model, not a curated record. Gene Ontology annotation, molecular function: oxidoreductase activity, acting on the CH-OH group of donors, NAD or NADP as acceptor. NCBI's taxonomy places the organism in Eukaryota, Metazoa, Arthropoda, Arachnida, Sarcoptiformes, Pyroglyphidae.
GGUGAACACACAAGAAUUCCAUCAAUUCUUGUACGAGUGUGUGUGUGUGUGUGUAAAAUGAAUACAAUUUUUUGAAGAAAAAAAAAAUUUUUUCUUGAUACAAAUUCAAAGCAAAAAAAAAGUUUGUGCAAUAAUAACAAAAUGGCUACCAUCGAAACGAAUGAAGCGUUUGUUCUUUAUGCUAAAGAUGAUGCACGUGUUGUCCAAUAUCCAGUACCAUCGAAUCCUGGCCCUAAUGAGGUUUUAUGUAAAACACUGGCUGUCGGUAUUUGUGGAUCGGAUAUUCAUUAUCUAAAAGAAGGACGUUGUGGAAAAUUCAUUGUCAAUGAACCAAUGGUACUUGGCCAUGAAACGGCAGCGGAAAUUAUUGCCACCGGAUCAGAUGUUAAAGAUUUUAAACCAGGUGAUCGUGUGGCUGUUGAACCAACGGUUCCAUGUGAAAAAUGUGAAUGGUGUACCAAAAACAAAUAUAAUCUUUGUCCGGAUGUAACCUGUCAUGCUACACCACCGAUUCAUGGUACAUUGCAACGUUAUUUUAUUCAUCCAGCUAAAUAUUGUUUCAAAGUUCCCGAUAGUUUAUCAGUGGAUGAAGCCGCCGUUGUUGAACCAUUAGCUGUUGCUGUACAUGGAUGUCGUCGUGUACCGAUCACAAAAGAUUCAACAGUUUUAGUCACUGGUGCCGGUCCUAUUGGUCUUUUGGUGAUGGCCACAGCUAAAGCUUAUGGUGCCCGUCGGGUAGUUGUCACUGAAAUCAAUGAAUAUCGAUUAGGUUUAGCACGUGAAAUGGGUGCCGAUGAAACGUUGCUUUUUGAUCGUAGUACAACUGAACAACAAAUGGUGGAUAAAAUCAGCGAAGCAUUUGGUGGAAAUUUACCCGAUAUAACAUUAGAAUGUUCUGGUGUUGGCAUUAAUUUUCGUGUAGUCAUGUUGGCCACUAAACCUGGUGGCCAUUGUAUGAUGAUUGGUAUUGGGCCAGCUGAUUAUAAUCUGCCAAUAGCUACGGCUUCAGCACGAGAAAUCACUAUUUUAGGUGCAUUUCGUUAUCAAAAUUGUUUCCCUGAAGCAAUUAAUUUAUUGUCAUCAGGACGUGUUAAAGUUGGUGGUUUGAUUUCACAUCGUUUUGAUUUCAAAGAUAGUCUUGAAGCUUACGAAACAGCCGCCGCUGGUAAAGGAAUCAAAAUUAUAAUCAAAGUAUAGAUAUAGAAAAAAAAAUAACAACAGACAGGCAAACGAUUUGCAAAAUACUAAAAAAAAUGCACUCUAUAAAUAAAAAUAAAAUAUCAAACAAAAAAUGAAAACAAAAACAGA